GUCAUACGAUAAGAUGAAAACAAACAAUACAAGAGUUGGAGGUUAUUUCAUGUGCACGCCGAUAAUUCUUGUGCAAUAACAAUCUAUCGGAUUUAUUAUAAAAUCGUCACAGCGGAAGUAUGAGAUAUAAAUGAAUUUUCAAUGACUCAGGGAUCGGGCGGGCAUGAGAAUCGGAAUUUUAGUGACGAAUUGAUAGUGUCAGUGAUCAAAGUCUAGUGAGAGAUUUGUGAAAUUAUUUAUUUAUUUGGAGGAUCUUUAAAAUUCCAGCGAUUUUAAAAUAAAUAAAUGAGGAAUAUGAGAAGGGAAUCUCAUUAUACACCAUUAAUUGGUGAAGAUUACAGUCAGAAUUAUAGAAUCGUAAUUUCUCUACCGAAAUUUGCGUGGGUUACAGUGUCUCUACCGUUUUUUGCAUUUCUGUUCUGUAUUUUCUGGUCUGUUCUUUACAAUUUUGAACAUGCGACCUUCACACACUGUCAGGUCUAUAACGUGUUGCCAUCAAUAUCAGCUGCGAUUGGUAACUACACGCCUCAGAAGAAUAUCUGGAAGACUGCUAUUGCCAUGCAGGCAGUCAAUCGGUUUAUAAUCUUCACUCUCUAUUAUUAUUACUACAAGGAAAUUGCUACCAAAUGGGCUGAGGGAGUCAGCAGAGCUGCUUUGUUCACUUACGCUGUGGAGAAUAUAUCCUUGGUGACCUUGAGCUUCUGGACUUCCAGUGAAAAUUACGCUUUCCAUAAACUCUCCUUCAUCACUUUCCUCAUCAUUUCCAUAGUCCACAUGGGAUUGGCGAUAUACAUCGAGAAAAACUGUAGGUCUGUGUCGAAAGACGUCCAUGAGCAGAGAUCGUACGUCUUGAAGACGAGAGCAAUGACUGCCAAUAUUUUCUGUAUAUUUAUGGCUUGUUACUUCUUCUGGAGACACAAUACGUAUUGUGAACCUCUUGUGUAUUCUAUGUUUGCCUUCUUCGAGUACAUGGUCGUCUUGACGAAUAUGGCUUUCCACGUGACAGCAGCCUGGGACUUCGCUGGUAGAAGUCUGUUGUUAUCAAUGAGAGGAGUGAGAAUAGUCUAAUUUGUAAAUAUUUGUACAUAUCAUGAAUGUUUAUAUAAUUAAUUGACUGGAGUUGUUAGAUCGUAAGGAAUGAAUGGAGUUGAUGAAAAAAUAUCAGAUUUAAUCAUGUA
Molecule: messenger RNA, 1178 nt
Organism: Fopius arisanus
Lineage: Eukaryota; Metazoa; Arthropoda; Insecta; Hymenoptera; Braconidae
Product: post-GPI attachment to proteins factor 2-like
Exons: 4
Coding region: 286-1068 (260 amino acids)
Biological process (GO): GPI anchor biosynthetic process
Cellular component (GO): endoplasmic reticulum membrane; Golgi membrane
Source: RefSeq, a predicted model, not a curated record